Molecule: messenger RNA, 3390 nt
Organism: Bufo gargarizans (Asiatic toad)
Lineage: Eukaryota; Metazoa; Chordata; Amphibia; Anura; Bufonidae
Gene: XYLT1
Product: xylosyltransferase 1
Exons: 11
Coding region: 25-2772 (915 amino acids)
Biological process (GO): heparan sulfate proteoglycan biosynthetic process; chondroitin sulfate proteoglycan biosynthetic process
Cellular component (GO): membrane
Molecular function (GO): protein xylosyltransferase activity
Source: RefSeq, a predicted model, not a curated record
AGGACCGGGCUGUGGAGAGUGAAGAUGGUGCUGCUGGCGGUGGCAUCGUGCCCUCGCAGGCUGGCCAGGCGCUCCCGCUCGGCGAUAGCGGCGGCUCUCACCGUGCUGCUCAUCCAGACCCUCAUCGUGUGGAAUUUCAGCAGCCUGGACUCCGGGGACGAGCAGCGGGGCGGAGGCGGCAGCCGGGAGAAGAGGGACCGGGGCAGCCACCGAGAUGAGCCCCGGCUAGGACACGAGCAGCAGCGCCGCAGAGGAGCAGCACUGCACAACCAAGCGCUGGAUGGAUAUUUUUCUCACCGCCCGAAAGAGAAAAUGCGGACCGACAGCAAUAAUGAGAAUUCAGUUCCAAAAGACUUUGAAAAUAUUGAUAACAGUAACUUUGCUCCAAGGACUCAAAGGCAUAAGCACCAGACGGAGCAGGGGAAGAAGCCUCCAAGCAGGCAGAAGGAGCAUUUAAAACGAAAGUUAGCCCUUGAGGAAAAAAUGAAAGAAAACUCGCUGCUAGAAAAAAAUUCAAAUGAAGUUUUACAUUAUGUAGGUGACCCUUCCAAGAACCUCACUUCAGCAAACUUAAAGGAUGGUUAUAGAAGCACCAAGAUGCACCAUACCAAGAAGACUGGAAACAGCUCCCCUGAAAUAAAGUAUGAGCUACCUCCAAAAUGUGAGAUCACUGGAAAGGAGGCAAUAUCAGCUCUUUCUCGGUCUAAGUCAAAACAGUGUCGCCAAGAAAUUGCUGAGGUCUAUUGUCAACAUAAGCAAGGGAAGCUGAUGCCGGAGAAAGUGACCAGACUUUGUCCGCUGGAAGGGAAGGCCAACAAUAACGUCCAAUGGGAUGAGGACUCCUUGGAGUACAUGACCGCCAAUCCAGUGAGGAUAGCCUUUGUCUUGGUUGUUCACGGAAGAGCCUCUCGACAACUCCAGAGGAUGUUUAAGGCAAUUUAUCACAAGGACCAUUACUACUACAUUCAUUGUGACAAGAGAUCCAAUUAUCUACACAGACAAGUAGUCCAGUUUGCAAGUCAGUACCCCAAUGUCCGUGUCACCUCGUGGAGAAUGGCAACCAUAUGGGGAGGAGCAAGUCUGUUAUCUACGUACCUGCAAAGCAUGAGGGAUCUCAUGGAGAUGUCAGACUGGUCAUGGGACUUUUUCAUCAAUCUUAGUGCUGCUGAUUAUCCAGUCAGGACAAAUGACCAGUUGGUGGCAUUUCUCUCAAGAUACAGAGAUAUGAACUUCUUGAAGUCACAUGGGAGAGACAAUGCAAGAUUUAUCAGAAAGCAAGGUCUGGACAGGUUGUUCCUGGAAUGCGACACCCACAUGUGGCGUCUCGGAGACAGGAAGAUCCCAGAAGGCAUCACUGUAGAUGGUGGCUCGGACUGGUUUCUCUUGAAUAGGAAAUUUGUGGAAUAUGUGACCUUUUCCAAUGAUGAUCUGGUUACAAAGAUGAAGCGAUUCUAUUCCUACACGCUGCUUCCAGCCGAGUCCUUCUUUCAUACCGUUUUGGAAAACAGCCCUUUUUGUGACACCAUGGUUGAUAAUAAUUUGCGAAUCACUAACUGGAAUAGAAAACUAGGCUGCAAAUGUCAAUAUAAACACAUUGUUGACUGGUGUGGCUGCUCUCCAAAUGACUUCAAGCCCUCUGACUUCCACCGAUUUCAGCAAACAGCAAGACCAACUUUCUUUGCUCGUAAAUUCGAAGCUGCAGUGAACCAAGAAAUAAUUGGGCAGUUGGACUACUAUCUGUAUGGUAACUACCCAUCCGGUACACCAGGCCUGAGAUCAUACUGGGAGAAUUUGUAUGACGAACCAGACGGCAUCCACAGUAUUAGUGACGUUAUGUUGACCAUGUUCCAUUCAUUCUCCCGCAUGGGUCUCAAAAGAGCUGAGGGAUCUCUGCACACUGAUGGAGAGAACGCUUGCCGGUACUAUCCCAUGGGCCAUCCAGUGUCAGUCCAUCUUUAUUUUCUCGCUGACCGCUUCCAGGGUUUCCUUAUUAAACAUCAUGCCACUAAUCUCGCAGUCAGUAAACUGGAGACAUUGGAGACCUGGGUGAUGCCAAAGAAAGUUUUUAAGAUUGCCAAUCCUACGAGUGAUUUCGGGAGACUGCAGUUUUCUGAGGCGGGAACCGAAUGGGACGCCAAAGAAAGAAUAUUCCGGAAUUUUGGUGGCAUUAUGGGGCCUAUGGAUGAGCCAAUUGCAAUGCAGAAAUGGGGAAAGGGGCCCAACAUAACAGUUACUGUCGUUUGGAUUGACCCCGUAAACGUCAUUGCUGCUACAUAUGAUAUUCUUAUUGAAUCCACUGCGGAAUUCACUCAUUACAAGCCUCCUCUGAACCUGCCUCUCAGGCCUGGCAUCUGGACUAUUCGGGUUCUCCAUCACUGGGUUCCUGUAGCCGAAACUAGAUUUCUCAUAAGUCCGCUUACUUUUUCCAACCGGCAACCCAUUAAAAGUGAUGAUGUGGCCAAGUUUCAUGGAGGACCUUCAAAAAAUGCAUACAUGGAGCAGAGUUUCCAAGGCUUGAAUCCAGUAUUGAACAUACCAAUAAACUCAAAUCAAGUGGAACAAGCCAAGAAGAAUGCAGCACUUAUAGGGUCAAAACUGGAAAGUUGGGUUGACAGUUUAGUUACAAACAUGUGGUCAGCAGUAGACAUCUGUACAACAGGACCGUCCUCAUGUCCAGUCAUGCAGUCAUGUUCUCAGACAGCCUGGAGUUCACUUAGCCCUGACCCUAAAUCGGAACUUGGACUUCUCAAACAUGAUGGGCGUUUGAGGUAGCAUCUGGCGAACCCUUCAAUGGCAUGGGAUUUAAAAGGGAAAUUGACCAAUGUUAAGAAGAAUAGAUUCAAUUUAUAGGGUUUUCUGCUUUUCAAAGGAGUCACCUACAGGUGUUGAGAAGUCCUUUCUGCUCUCCGUUGUAGGCUUUAUGGUCAGACUGGCAUUGAUAGCACUUCCCUACAAUUGGCAGAGCACCAACAGCAGACACUCACCAAGGGCUCGAAUGCGCAAAUAUUUCCCUUGUAAUUGAGUCAUCGAAAGCCCCGUUCUCCCUUUGCACAAUUACCUUCUAUUUUUCUACCUUCAUGUAUUUUUUUUGUGUUUGUCAGUGUUAAUUAGCAGUGUUCUGGAAAAAAAAGGAAUAUGUCAGAUGUAAAGUCAAGAACGUGGCUAUUUCAUUACAUUGUGAGAAAUUAUAGCAAAAGGUGGCCUUUUAAUGACUCAUGUGUUGCCAAAGAAGUCCCAAAUGGCAUUGCAGACAACUCUGGCAGCCAAAGGGUUAUAGGAUGGAAACUUUUAAAGAUUUUAAGCAGUAUGCAUUGCACAUGUGCACCAUGUGCCAGUUAUUCAAGGUCCAGUUGAAUUAAAACUCUCUAACUGGUUGGCAUUGCUACCACA